AUGCACUGGGCCCGGGCUGCCGCAGCCCUCCUCUGGCUGCAGCUUGUGCUCCUCGGGGGCAUCGGGGCGCGGCGGGAGCCCAAGAGGCCACGGCAGCCCGGCCAGCGCACCGAGCACCCCACCGCCACCGCGUCCAACAGCGAGGGGCUGCCAGGCUCCCCCAAGCCGCCUGAGGCCUUGGGGCCUGAGUUCUCAGAUGCCCACAUGACAUGGCUGAACUUUGUCCGGCGGCCAGAUGAUAGGGCCUCGAAGAGACGGUGCCGGGGCCGGGACAAGAAGUCGCGAAGCCUCUCUGGCCCCCCAGGGCCUCCUGGGCCCCCUGGGCCCCCCGGCCCCCCCGGUGCAGCAGUCAACCAGGAGGCCCUGUUGCGAGAGUUUCAGGAGAUGCUGAAAGAGGCCACCGAGCGCCGGUUCUUGGGGCUGCUGAGCCCCUUGCUGCCUGAAGGGACAGGCAGGUGGCUGGUGGCUGAGGCCUUCCACUGUGGACUGAAGGGCCCUACAGUGGUGGACGAGAGGACACUGCUGGAGCUGCGUGGCUUCCAGGCUCCCACUGCCCAGGGCGCCUUCCUGCGGGGGUCUGGCUUGAGCCUGGCCUCGGGCCGGUUCACAGCCCCAGUGACCGCCAUCUUCCAGUUUUCUGCCAGCCUGCAUGUGGACCACAGGGAGCCGCAGGGCAGGGCACGGCUGCGGGCUCGGGACACAGUGCGGGCGCUCGUCUGCAUUGAGUCCCUGUGUCAUCGACACAUGUCCCUGGAGGCCAUCUCGGGCCUGGAGAGCCGAGGCAGGGUCUUCACCAUGCAAGUCCAGGGUCUGCUGCACUUGGAGGGGCCCCAAGGCGGCCGCCGCCGCGACGGUCGUUCAGGGCCCUGUGAGGCAGCCGCUGAGGCGGCCUCCCGCCGGCCUUGCACGGGCACGGCUGACGGGUUCUGGCCGGGUGUCCGGAAGGAGCCCAGCCCUCAAGGGGAUCUGGCUUCUGCGGCGACCGGCCUCUCAGAGGAGGACCACGGGAAGAGGGGACGGGCAGCCUUCUCGCUCAUAGCCAGGACCCCCCCCAUCCUGCCCCUCCAGCCUCCUGCCACGGACCGAGGUUGGGGCCUGGCUGCUAAGCUAGUGGGGGCUCCUGGCCCCCAAGAGGACUUUCCAGCUGUCCUGAGCCAGAUGCCCACAUUCCUGUCUGCCCUCAAACACAGCACAUGGAGGGCACUGGAGGGGCAGGCCAUGACCCAGCCCCGAGACACCCCACCCCCAGGGCCCCAAGGCCUACAACCAGGCCAUGGACCCAAGACCAGGGAUCUGGCAGCGGAGGGCUGGGGCGUGCCAGAGGAAGCAUGCCCCCUCCCAGGGGCCCCUACCUAG
Molecule: messenger RNA, 1356 nt
Organism: Puma concolor (puma)
Lineage: Eukaryota; Metazoa; Chordata; Mammalia; Carnivora; Felidae
Source: RefSeq, a predicted model, not a curated record